Molecule: messenger RNA, 1757 nt
Organism: Halichondria panicea
Lineage: Eukaryota; Metazoa; Porifera; Demospongiae; Suberitida; Halichondriidae
Product: coronin-1A-like
Exons: 8
Coding region: 110-1537 (475 amino acids)
Biological process (GO): actin filament organization
Molecular function (GO): actin filament binding
Source: RefSeq, a predicted model, not a curated record
CUUAUUAGGAAAUUUUCUGUGCAAUUUGCAAGCAUCCUUUUGAGUGUGGGUCAAGCUACUCUAGCAGCUACUCUAUCGAUAUCGUCAAGCUCAAGCUCUUGCAACAAAGAUGAGUAUCGUCAGGUCCUCCAAGUACAGGCACGUCUUUGGUGAAGCUCCAAAGACAGACAAAUGUUACACUUCGGUCAAGAUCAACAAGGGUCCAUGGGAGGGCAACAUGAGCUCUGUCAACUCCAAGUUUCUGGCCGUUUCUAUGGAGGGCCAAGGUGGAGGAAGCUUCAUUGUCAUUUGCCUGGAUAAGCCUGGCCGAGUGGACCUCAACCAUCCCAAGAUCUGUGGACACAAGGGCCCCGUCCUCGACGUCCAAUGGAAUCCUUUCGAUGACAACGAAAUUGCUUCAGGCUCAGAGGAUUGUAAUAUCAAAAUUUGGACGAUUCCUGACGGAGGUAUAUCUGCAAAUCUGGAAGCGGGAGAUUGCAAGGCAGAGCUUAAAGGUCAUGGGAAAAAGGUCAACAGACUUGCUUGGCACCCCGCAGCUGCCAACGUCCUAGCUUCCUCUGGGUUUGACCACGUCAUCAAAGUCUGGAAUACGGAAUCUGCCACGGAACUGUUAACCCUCGGUGGGUUUCCCGACAAGAUCUACUCCUUCUCGUGGAGUUACAACGGCAAGUACAUGGCCACUUCGUACAAAGAGGGCGGAGCUAAACUGAGAAUCUGGAAUGUCCGAGAGCAGAGUGUCAUGCAGGAGAGCGUCACUCAUCCUGGUACCAAACCCUCUCACUGCGUGUUUCUUGGGACGACCAACCAAGUACUAACGACUGGUUACUCAAAGUCCAGCGAGCGUCAGUACAGUUUGUGGGACGCUGGCGAUUUAGAGAAAGGUCCGGUUGCCAGUGAGAAGAUCGACUCAUCCUCCGGUGUCUUGAUGCCUUUCUGGGACGAAGGAACUAGAAUGUUCUACUUGAUCGGAAAGGGAGACACCAACAUUCGCUACUUCGAGGUCACCGACCAGAAGCCGUAUGCCUUCUUCCUGAGUCAGAUGCUGGGCAACAUCCCUCAGCGUGGCGCUUGUGUCAUGCCACAGCACAACCUGGACUACCUCAGAUGUGAGGUGAUGAGAUUCUACCGUCUCCAGCACACUAAGGGAGUGGUGGAGCCAAUGCCCAUGAUCGUCCCUAGGAAGUCUGAGAUGUUACAGGAUGAUAUAUUCAAGACCUGCUAUGCCCCCAAACCAGCCCUCAGUGCUGAUGAGUGGAUCAGUGGAGUGGACAAAGACCCCGUCCUGUAUGAGUACACCCGUGAUGGCCUCGUGGAGUUGCCACCUGCCAAAUGCCAAGUGUCCACAGACAUCAGGUUCAAAAGCAAGGAGGCUCCCAAAGAGAAAGCACAGCCCGAGGUGCUCAAGCGUUUUGGCUCCCCUGAACCCUCCUCCAACCUUGUACUGGUGACCCUAGAUGAUUACAAACGAGCCUUCAAGUCUCUACAGACAGAAAAUGAGAAACUGAAGGAAGAGCUGGCUACACUCAAGGCACGCUGAUUCAGCAUUUUACUGAACUUUUGACCUUUCAACAUAGCAAUUAUUAUUAUUAAUUAAAUAUCAUGUGACCUGUACUUGCACACGGUAGUAGGUUUAGACUUGAAACUCUUAAAAUUCUUUUAUAGAAGUUUAAUUUUCACCUAAAAGUGCAAAGCUUGUGUGUUUAGUUUAUGUGUGUUUAGAAAUCAGUUGUUUCGUGUAAUAACAAUAUUUAGCAGUG